Molecule: messenger RNA, 1095 nt
Organism: Aspergillus affinis
Lineage: Eukaryota; Fungi; Ascomycota; Eurotiomycetes; Eurotiales; Aspergillaceae
Exons: 2
Coding region: 1-1095 (364 amino acids)
Source: RefSeq, a predicted model, not a curated record
AUGUCUGAUAUCCACGAGGAUGUCGGACAUACCAUGGUGCAUUUUUUAUACACAGGUGGCUACGAGACAGUCAACUCGCCUCUUGACGAAGGCACAUCCGAUAUCUCCAGAGAAUACAAGAAGAGUGUUCUCGUCUACCACGCCUCAAGGACGUACGGCCUCCCUGAGCUUGAAACCAUUGCCAAACAAAAAAUGAAGCAAUUAGAUGAGGAGAUUCCUAUUCUUGAAGUGCUGCAGGUAACGAGGGACGUUUUUUCAAGUCUUCCCGCUGGUGAAACAUGGCUUCCAAGUUAUAUUGGGGAGAACUUGCAACGACUACUAGAGCCUGAAGAUCCAGCGCUUGGGCUGCGCGAAUUUUAUAAUAUUCUCGGUCGAGACCACCAGUUUGAUAUUGUCGUGAUGAAAAUGAUCCUCGAGAUACUCUCAAUUCGUUUGUUUUCCAUGCAAGACCAGCGCGGGAAAAACCUGAACGGAACUGACCCAGCUUAUUCUCUUCCUGAAGAACCUGAGCCUGUUCCUGAAGAGCCUGGGCUUGUUCUUGAAGAGCCUUUCCCCGAACCUGAGCCUGUUCUUGAAGAGCCUUUCCCCGAACCUGAGCCUGUUCCUGAAGAGCCUUUCCCCGAACCUGAGCCUGUUCCCGAAGAGCCUUUCCCCGAACCUGAGCCUAUUCUUGAAGAGCCUUUCCCCGAAUCUGAGUCUGUUCUUGAAGAGCCUUUCCCCGAAUCUGAGCCUGUUCUUGAAGAGCCUUUCCCCGAAUUUGAGCCUUUCCCCGAGCCUGAGCCUGUUCCCGAAGAGCCCCCUGCUGAAGGGGAAUUCGAGCAGUGGACCAUUCCCCAAGCGUCCACUAAUACUGAAGGCUGGCCUAGCGCUUCUUUAUCUCCUAGCGAGACCCCCAAUCACGAAAUACUACCCAAGGCUCCUGAUCAAACACAAGCCCAAGGUCACAUAGCGAGAAUUUCAUGCGCAGACUUAAUGCUGUAUGAGAAUUGGGAAGACCUGUCCUCGAAAACAAAAAGGAAAAGGGCUAUUAAGCUUGCGUCAAGGGGUCUUCCUAUUCCAAGCGAAGGUGGUUUUAUUUCAAUAGCUGCAAUUUGA